AUGAGCGGCAACGCUGCCUCUGCUACUGCCAACAAGAGCAGGAAGUUUCUCGAGCGCAAUCGCCGGGCCUUCACUGCUAGGAUGUUGGCCGGCCUCCGCCAGUACAGCAAUUUCAACCUCCAGCCCCGUGCUGAAAUGAAUAAAGUCACCGCUGCCCUCGCCCGCGAGGCCGGUUUUACCGUCGAGCCCGAUGGCACCACUUAUGGAUCGGCAGCUUCUUCUAACGUGAGUGGCAUAAUUAACAAUUUCUGCCAAUUAGUGGAUCCUGGUGGUGUUAAACAGGAGUUACAGCUAUUGAAAUCUUUAAACAUAGAUGUUGUCGUUGUAAAUUGUUGGUGGGGGAUUGUUGAAGGAAAGGAAGACCAGAAAUAUAAGUGGUCUGGAUACAGAGAAUUGUUCGAUAUCAUCCGAGAUAAGGGAUUGAAAUUGCAGGUUGUAAUUGCGUUUAAUGCUUAUGGUGGAAAUGAUUUCAAAGUGGAUAUACCUCUCCCUCAGUGGGUUUUGAAGAUUGGAAAAGACAUCCCAGAAAUAUUCUUCACUGGUCGUGUAGGAAGAUGGAAUACUGAAUGUCUUUCUUGGGGAAUAGAUAAGGAGUGUAUUUUAGAACAUAGAACUGGUCGAGAGGGUUGUUAUGAAUUCAUGAGAAGCUUUCGAGCUGAGUUUAAUGAUUUGUUCACCAAGGGUCUCAUUUCUGCUGUGGAAAUUGGACUUGGAGCUUUUGGGGAGUCGAAGUACCCUUCUUUUUCUGAAAGAAAUGGAUGGAGAUUUCCUGGUAUUGUGUCAUGAUAAGUUUCUUCUGUGAAGUCUUAAAGUUGCUGCAAAGAAACGAGGGCAACCUUCCUGGGAAAUGGGGCCUGAUAAUGUUGGUUGUUAUAAUUCUAGGCCACAUGAGACUAGAUUUUUCCGUGAAC
Messenger RNA from Ipomoea nil (Japanese morning glory), 911 nucleotides. RefSeq names its product beta-amylase 8-like. Bases 1 to 786 code for a protein of 261 amino acids. Gene Ontology annotation, molecular function: beta-amylase activity. Lineage: Eukaryota; Viridiplantae; Streptophyta; Magnoliopsida; Solanales; Convolvulaceae. The transcript has 5 exons. The record is from RefSeq and is a predicted model, not a curated record. Gene Ontology annotation, biological process: polysaccharide catabolic process.